GUGGUUUGCGUUUUCAAGAUGGCGACUCCCUAUGUAACUGACGAGACCGGCGGCAAGUACAUCGCCUCAACACAGCGACCUGACGGGACCUGGCGAAAACAGCGGAGGGUGAAAGAAGGCUAUGUGCCCCAGGAGGAGGUCCCAGUGUAUGAGAACAAGUAUGUGAAGUUUUUCAAGAGUAAACCAGAACUGCCCCCCGGCCUGAGCCCGGAGGCCACUGCUCCGGUCACUCCGUCCAGGCCUGAAGGCGGUGAACCAGGCCUCUCCAAGGCAGCCAAACGCAACCUGAAGCGGAAGGAGAAGAGGCGGCAGCAGCAAGAGAAAGGGGAGGCGGAGGCCUUGAGCCGGACUCUCGAGAAGGUGUCCCUGGGAGAGACAGCCCAGGUCCCCAGUGCCCCACAGGCCUCCCGGGCAGCGCCUACAGCUGCCUCCGACCAGCCCGACUCAGCUGCCACCGCCGAGAAGGCCAAGAAGAUAAAGAACCUAAAGAAGAAGCUUCGGCAGGUGGAGGAGCUGCAGCAGCGGAUCCAAGCUGGGGAAGUCAGCCAGCCCAGCAAAGAGCAGCUGGAGAAGCUCGCGAGGAGGAGGGCGCUGGAGGAGGAGCUAGAGGACUUGGAGCUGGGCCUGUGAGGCCUUUGGGGAAUAGGGGAUGGACUACAGAACAAACCAUGGGGCUCUCUGGGGUCCUGGGGAACGUGAGCAGCAGCAGUCAGGAGGGGUACCCCCGUACUGGCUCACUUCCACCUCUCAAGGCCCACAUCCGUCCUCCAGAGCCUAGCCUCUCCCUCAUUCCUUCCCUUUUCUUCCCAACUCCUAUUUUUUUGGACUUUCUCCCUCCCAUUCCCAGUGUUCAAAAUCUCAGUGACUACCCCAGGUACCUUUGCUGCUGAUUUGGGUGUCUUGAUUAAAAGAAAAUUGGGUGGGUGGGAGUCUCCCAGAGAACUGAGGUUGAGGGUAGGGGAAGUACGCCCAAGUCUUGGAGUCUUGGUUCCUGUUCACAGUGUUUAUGGGUUAUUUCCCCCUCCAUCCCUAACCUCUUUUUUUUUCUUUUCUUUUUUUUUAAAGAACAGAAUAAACUCAAGUAGACAA
Hippopotamus amphibius kiboko is the source of this 1089-nucleotide messenger RNA. RefSeq names its product PYM homolog 1, exon junction complex associated factor (gene PYM1). The transcript is spliced from 3 exons. Gene Ontology annotation, cellular component: exon-exon junction complex; cytoplasm. NCBI's taxonomy places the organism in Eukaryota, Metazoa, Chordata, Mammalia, Artiodactyla, Hippopotamidae. Gene Ontology annotation, molecular function: RNA binding. The coding region runs from base 19 to 630 and encodes 203 amino acids. Gene Ontology annotation, biological process: exon-exon junction complex disassembly. The record is from RefSeq and is a predicted model, not a curated record.